This is a messenger RNA of Lagopus leucura (white-tailed ptarmigan), 2941 nucleotides long. It is a transcript of the gene IL18R1, whose product is annotated as interleukin 18 receptor 1. The record is from RefSeq and is a predicted model, not a curated record. NCBI's taxonomy places the organism in Eukaryota, Metazoa, Chordata, Aves, Galliformes, Phasianidae. Gene Ontology annotation, molecular function: interleukin-18 binding; interleukin-18 receptor activity. Gene Ontology annotation, biological process: positive regulation of type II interferon production; interleukin-18-mediated signaling pathway. The transcript has 12 exons. The coding region runs from base 486 to 2183 and encodes 565 amino acids.
AGAAGCUGCUGUUUUUAGCCUGAUAUGCACACUCCUGAAGCUCCAUCCUACUUUCAUCACACUUCUCAGAACACAGUCCCGCCACAAGCCUUCAGCAGAAGAGCAGAGGAAGAGGUGUUUCCAUCCAAAAGUACCGAAGCCAUCACCGUGCACCCUCUAAUCCUGUAAAGGUCUCUCUUCUGACACAGCCCAUCUUGCGCCAAUUGCAGGCACGGCAUACCGCCACGUUUCACCCUGCAGCAGCUGGUAUCCGGGAGCACUCUCCAAGCCAGGUUUCUCAGUCUGGGCUGUUUUCGUAUUGACUCACUUCGAGAUCGCUGUGUUUCAGUGCUGAAUUCAGAAGGUUUGUGAGUGCAGCCUGUAACUGCCUGCCAUUUGGAAGGUUACCUCUCUGCAUCCACUAUCAACCUGCGUUGCUUUCAGUGUGACCAAGAAGAACUCAGUUUCAUUUUUUCUGGAGAAAAAGUGAGAAGUAACUCAAGGAAAUGAAUCUCAUGUUUUUUUUGUUAAUUUUUAUAACUGAAACAGCCACAGAGAAGCUGUGUCCUCUUCGUGCCUCCAUUGAUGUACUAGAAGGGGAGUAUUUUUACCUUUGUUUUCCUGAGUCAAAACUACAACAUUCUUGGAAAGAAGAAUACACAAUAAACUGGUACAAAGAAAUUGCUGGAAGGCAGAAGCGAAUAAAUGAAACACACAGAAUUGUAUCCCAAAUGAAUUUUUUGGAGUUUUGGCCAGCUGAACUUGGUGACUCUGGGAAUUACUUUGUCACUCAAAGCAGUGGAAAACGAAAUUUCACAAUUCAAAAGUGGACCUUGAAUGUACUUGAAAGAAAUAGAAGCAGCUGUUUCAAUCAAAAUCAUUUAACAACUGAAAUUCAAAAUGCUGGAACUGGUCACUCACUGAAAUGCAAUGAUCUGUCUGUCAAUGAAAAUGACAGCAUAACAUGGUAUAAGGACUGUAAGAACUAUGAAAAUGAGAGGGGACGGGAACUGGAUUUUAAAACCUUAUCAGUUCAGCACUCUGGUAUAUAUACCUGCAAAAUUUCCAUCAGUCAUGAAGGAAAGCUAUACCACAGCACCAAUACAAUUAGGCUGGUAGUAGAAGAAGAUGCACCAGAGAUUGUAACUUUGGAGAUAGUUGGACGCAAUGAAGAAAUUCAAACAGAAAUAGGUAAAGAAGAGACACUCAACUGCACAGGUUUCUUGGGUUAUUAUAUACAAGAAGAUGCCAACCUCUACUGGUGGUUUAAUGAUACAUUUCCCAAAAAAUGUUCAGGUAUUCCCGAAGCUGAUCCACCAAUAUGUGAAGAAGAUUUAAAAAAGUCACAUUUGGGAAACAAGUUUUAUAUCACAAGGCUUCUACGGAUUAAAAAAGUAAGAGAGGAGGACUUGAAUCACAAUUUCACCUGCACACUGCAAGCCGAUGAAAUAAUGCACAUAAAAGUAGUGAAACUGAAAAAAGGAAAUACCCGCGAUCUGCCUAUGCAUAUAUUUACAACUGGAAUGAUCCUUGCUGUACUGUUUCCAUGUGUUGCGCUGGCUGUGGCAGUUGUCUGUGUGAUUUUCAGAGUAGACUUAGUUCUAUUCUACAGGAACAUAAGCCAAAGAGAUGACACUGCUGGAGAUGGAAAAGAAUAUGAUGCUUUUGUAUCUUACCUGAAAGACUGUGUUUCUACUAGUAAAGAAGAGAGAGAAUUUGCUUUGAGGAUAUUACCAAUGAUAUUAGAAGAAAACUUUGGGUACAAGUUAUGUAUAUUUGAGAGAGAUGUAUCUCCUGGAGGAGCUGUUGUUGAUGAUAUCCAUUCAUUCAUUGACAAAAGCCGAAGAUUAAUCAUUAUACUGAGCCAGAACUACAUUUCUGACAGAGUCAUAUAUGAACUUGAGAGUGGACUGCACAAAGCUCUAGUAGAAAGGAAAACGAAGAUUAUAUUAAUUGAAUAUAUGCCUAUAAGUGACUACAAUUUCUUGCCAGAAUCACUGUCUCUUUUGCCAUCAAAGAGGAUAGUGAAAUGGAAAAAAGAUAAAUCUCUCCCCGUGAAUUCCAGAUUUUGGAAGAACCUUCGGUACCUAAUGCCAGCAAAACCUACCAAGUCAAACACCAAAGGACACUGUCUGAAUCUAGAUCGAGGUUCAGAAGGGACUCAACCAUGGGGUGGAGGCUGUGACUUUAAUACAGUUAUAUAGGAAUUCUGGAGAUGGAAUUUGCUGCAGAAAGCUACCAGCUUCAAUAAAUUCAAAUAGAAAACACACACUGCAAUUACUUUUGAGAGACAGUAUUCAUAGCAGUCUGAGAUUUGAGAAGAAUGUAAGAAUCACCACACUGGGUAGAAUCAUGUUAACUCCAAUACUAAAUUAUAUCCCAAAGGAUGUUUCCUCAGCAGUCUGCAUAAGGAGCUUAACUCUUAUUCCGCAACAACUGCAUUGUGUAAACUUCUGGUAUUAUGUUUUCCUACUUGUAGAAUGACGUUGGUUAAACUUGCAUAUUUCUGAUAUUUAGGUGCUUUUGGUUUUGGUAUUUUCUAAGGGUCCUGUUUGGAAGUAAAAACAAAUGGCUCCUACUCUGGAAAGUCUGGCAGAUAGGCCUUGGGCAGCGCUGAGCAGAGAAGUGAAUCAGGCUGUCUGUAUUCACUGCUGAGCAAUGUGCCAUGGUAAAAGGAGACAAGGGAAAAUAGGACUAUGCAUACAUAAACUAACAUCAGUUCUUAUUGCUCUUAGGUCCCAAAUUGCUGAUUUUAAUCAAGGCUUAGAAAUGCCUACUUUCUGUUUGCCACACUAGAGAAAUGAGGCUACUAGUAAGGCUUUUAUAGACUGUGGUUCUUUUGGUUUUCCUGAUGAUGUUUGUGUCAAUAUAUAUAUGAAUUGACAUGAUUGUUAUUUUGAGAUCAUUUCAGUGAUUCCUUUAACAUUUUUGUACCAUUUUUUGCACUUAAUAAAAAUUUAUU